Molecule: messenger RNA, 1911 nt
Organism: Vicia villosa (hairy vetch)
Lineage: Eukaryota; Viridiplantae; Streptophyta; Magnoliopsida; Fabales; Fabaceae
Exons: 3
Coding region: 1-1911 (636 amino acids)
Molecular function (GO): zinc ion binding; nucleic acid binding
Source: RefSeq, a predicted model, not a curated record
AUGUCUGAAAUGAGAAUGAAAUAUGUUGUGGGUAUCACUAAAGGCAAAGCAUGGAGAGCACAAUGCUUGGCUGAAGAAAUAGUUGAAGGAGAUGCAACUAGGCAAUACACUAUGUUAUGGAGGUAUGCAGCAGAGCUUAAAAAACAAUGUCCUGGGAAUACUAUCAAGAUUGAUGUGGAGAGGCCUCUGCCUACUAUUCAACCAAGAUUUGAUAAGUUUUACUUUUGCUUGGAUGGAUGCAAGAAGGGAUUCAUUAAUGGCUGUAGGCCGUUCAUUGGUGUGGAUGGAUGCCAUCUUAAAACAAAGUAUGGAGGUCAACUCUUAGUAGCUGUGGCUAGAGAUCCAAAUGACCAGUAUUAUCCAUUGGCUUUUGGAGUUGUAGAGACUGAAUCAAAAGAAAGCUGGAGGUGGUUCCUGCAAUUACUUAUGGAAGAUGUUGGUGUAGAGAGGAAAUAUGUGUUUAUAUCAGAUCAACAAAAGGGACUGGUAGUAGUGUUUGAAGAAAUGUUUGAGCAGAUUGAGCAUAGAAUUUGUCUUAGACAUCUCUAUGCAAAUUUUAAGAAAAAGUUUGGUGGUGGUGCAGCAAUUAGGGAUCUCUUAAUGGGAGCUGCUAAAGCAACAUAUUUUCAAGCUUGGGAGAAAAAGAUGAAUGAGUUGAAGGCCCUUAACAAGAAGGCAUGGGAAUGGCUUAUGGGUGUUCCAACCAGAUUGUGGUGUAAGCAUUCUUUCUCUUUUUAUCCAAAGUGUGAUGUAUUGAUGAACAAUUUAAGUGAGUCAUUUAACAGUACAAUCUUGCAAGUUAGGGACAAACCUAUCCUCACAAUGUGUGAGUGGAUUAGAAACUACUUGAUGAAUAGGAUUGUUAAUAAUUUAGAAAAGCUAAGCAAGUGGAAUCACAAUAUUAUGCCAAUGCCUAGGAAGAGGCUAGACAAGGAAGUCUCAAUGAGUGGUCAAUGGCUCCCUACUUGGAGUAUGGGUCACAUAUGGCAGGUGCAUCACCCAUUCAAUGGCAAACAGUUUAUAGUUGAUCUUGGGAAAAAAACAUGUUCAUGUUGUUUUUGGGAACUAGUGGGUAUCCCAUGUAUGCAUGCUGUGUCUGCCAUGAGUUAUCAAAGUUUGAAUCCAGAGUCAUAUGUAGAUGAGUGCUAUACUAGAGAGGCAUAUCAAAAGUGUUAUGAACAUAAUGUGAGCCCCAUCAAUGGGAUGGACAUGUGGCCAUCAGUAGAUGUGGAAGAUAUGCUGCCACCUAUGUUUAAGAAAGGACCUGGUAGGCCAAAGAAGUUAAGGUAUAGGGAACAAGAUGAGUCUGGUUCAAGAAUGAGAAGGCCUGGUAUUUCAUAUAGAUGCACAAAGUGUGAUCAGUUUGGGCAUAACUCAAGGAAAUGCAAAAGCAAGGAACAAAACCCUAAUGCACUAAAGAGAAAGAGAAAGGCACCAAGAGCUAAAGCUACACCUGCUGGAAAUAAUAGAGAUCUCCCUGCUGAAAAUGAUGAAGCUGCAACUGCACCUAUUGGAAAUGAGGAAGCUGCACCUAAUGAGAAUUAUGAUGACCCUGAAAUAGAUGCUGUAAUUGAAGCUAUGCUGCAACAAGAAGAAUUAUCACAAGUCUGCAAUCCCACACCCUCUACAGAUGUUCAAGCUGCAACAGUCAAUCUUGCUCCUGCAUCACAUGUUCAAACUGAAACAACAACCAUAGCAGCUGAUCAACCUAAGUGUACUGCAUCUGUUGCAAAAAAAGAAAAGAAAAAAGGACCUGUUGACAAGCCUAAGAGGAAGAGGGUUAGUGAAAGGAUUAAGAUUUUGAAGAAUUCAAGGCAAAUUAGUGGGCCUGGCUCAACUUCAGAUACACCAUUGGUACUUGAUGAUGCAUCAGAAAAAUGGAAGGACAUUGCAAGAAGAAUGACUCAGUAG